AUGAGCUUGCGCAACUUGAUACCUGCAAAGACCGCCAGCGCGAGGGCCAAUGCCCUGAACGCAUUCAAGCGAUGGGUAGCAUCGGAGGAGGUGCCGUUCGAGCACCUUGUUCUCAGUAUUGCUCAAAUCUCGAAUGCGUCCGUAUUUGAAUCAACAAUGGACAAGUUUGGCAUGUACUUGACGUUCGACGAGGGCCUCAGGAAUGCACUGGCGGCAUAG
Molecule: messenger RNA, 219 nt
Organism: Aphanomyces astaci
Lineage: Eukaryota; Oomycota; Saprolegniomycetes; Saprolegniales; Verrucalvaceae
Exons: 2
Coding region: 1-219 (72 amino acids)
Source: RefSeq, a predicted model, not a curated record